Molecule: messenger RNA, 942 nt
Organism: Rhinocladiella mackenziei CBS 650.93
Lineage: Eukaryota; Fungi; Ascomycota; Eurotiomycetes; Chaetothyriales; Herpotrichiellaceae
Exons: 1
Coding region: 1-942 (313 amino acids)
Source: RefSeq, a predicted model, not a curated record
AUGGCACAACCCCUGCCGUCGCUGGGUCGGAGAUCAUGGGAUAGGCUUCGACCCGUGAAGCAAGAUCCCCUGGAGAGUAUGGGGUUUGUAUCAAAAGGAGACAAUAGGUCGGCAAUAUCAACCUCGAGGUAUUUGAUGACUGCUAAUCAACCCAGACUUCUCGAUCCCAAGACCCAAGAGAGCUUUUACAACAAGAUUGUCGCUCGCUAUACGCAAUUUUGCACGCGAUAUUCAAGCGACCUGGACAGUGCAUUUGCCUCUCUUUCACUCGAUGAGAGCCGCUCUGCUUCAACGCCAUCACCCUCUGCCGAGCUCUCAACGAUUCUCCUAGCACUUCGAAAACUACGAGAAGGCCUGCUUGCGGGCUCCGCAUCGACUCCCUCCCCUGUCUUUUCCCAGCGAGUACACGUUUUUAACAUUAGAGCUGCAAUUCUCGCUCUACAUCCGCCUGGCUACCAUGCAUCCCUCCUGCAUUUGCUUUUUGUCUUACAUACUCCCGCUCAUCCUCUACCGAGGCCGGAACUGGUCGAGAUGACCACCUAUCUAAUUCUGGAUACGGCAAUCCGACAGAAUGACUUACCUCAGGCUUACGCUUUAAGGUACAAUAGCCGCAUCAAGUUUGGGUUUCAGAGCCGAAUUGUUGAUAGCAUAUUGAAAUCUAUAGUCAUGGCAGACUGGGUCACAUUCUGGCGUGUGCGGCAGAAUGUUGAUGGCUAUGUCCGGGCGAUCCUUUACUGGCACAUCGACCACCAGCGCAAAAUGGUACUCAAAGCAAUUGGGCGAUGUUACUACAAUUGCGACAUCAAAUGGAUCUUGCAAUGCAGCACAGGAGGCGAACUCAGCUGGGAAGAACUGGUCAAACUCGAAGGAGUGAGCUGGAUACGCGAAGGUGACAAGGUGGUCAUCCGAAAGUCGAAGUCGAAUGCCUCUACUUGCGCGUGA